AUGACACUCUCAGUCUCUCAGUGGUGUGCUGAGUCGCGUUCUGUGAAGGUCCCUUACAAGCCACCUUGCUCCUCUCAGCCUUCAAUUUCGUCCCAAAAAUGCCCCGUUCGCGCAAUUUGCGAAAAAUGUGACCUUAUGCAUUACUCCGAGAUGCCGUGGAAGUGUCGCCCGUUCAGUCGAAAUGGCAGGGAAAUGGAUAAGAAAAGCGUGAAGGCAGAAAUGUGAUCCCUAUAAAGGCUGUAGGUAGCGUAGUGCCAUAUAUUAUUAUUAUAAUUGUUGUUGUUGUGUUGUCUGUGCGUGAUUGAUCGGCCGCCCUCUCUUUGGCGUUGUCAUGGAUGGCAGGUAAAACGGCGGGGUCGCUUUUGCACUGUGAUCUAAGGCCCGCGUCGAAAGCGUGUGAGUACCUAAAUGUCACUGCUGGGGUAGGUCUCGUAGCCUAGCCUAGUGGUUCUUCACCCCUGAGGAGGAGCAUGUUGACGUUUGCCCGCCGGAGGCUCCUGACUGACGACGACACCGACACCACCCCAGAGUAAGUAGCUCCCCUCUUCCCUCCUCCCUCGGAGGCACCCGCGUCGAGAGCCAUGAAGGCGAAGAAACGGUACCUCCUCCUGUUCAGCUGCUGCGCGUUCCUGUCGGUGGGCUACAUAGGCUACCACCACUUCAAGGUGCAGCAGCAGAGUAAGUGGUACCAGCGGCUGUCCAGUUACUCGGAGGACUCUGACGUCCUGCAGGACGAGGACAUCUCCCCCAACCCUAGGCUUAGGAAUCGCAGGACUCCCAGUGGUGAGAAGAGUGAGGCGUUCUCCUUCCUGGACUGCAGGAUGGAGACGUGCUUCGAUUUUACUCGCUGUGAUAGAGACUUGAAGGUGUACGUGUAUCCGGUGGAUGACAAUGUACCGCCGAGCAGCAGUUACAUGAAAGUGCUCAACGUCAUACAGGACUCGAACUACCACACGUCGGAUCCAAGUCGAGCCUGUAUCUUUGUGUUAAGUCUGGACACCCUGGAUCGCGAUUCCCUCAGUAAAGACUACGUUCGCAACAUGCCUUCGAGGGUGCAGCGGCUGCCGUUGUGGAAUAACGGGCAGAAUCACAUAAUAUUUAAUCUGUACUCGGGCACUUGGCCGGACUACACAGAAGACUUGGGAUUUGAUGUUGGAAAAGCCAUCCUUGCAAAAGCCAGCAUAUCCUUGGAGAAUUUCAGGCCAGGAUUUGAUAUAUCUCUGCCUCUGUUUUACAAGAGCCAUCCAGAGCGAGGCGGUGACGACGGCUACCUGGACUCCAAUAAAUUCCCAGGGACCAAAAAGUACCUCUUGGCUUUCAAAGGGAAGCGUUACGUGUACGGCAUCGGCAGCGAGACGCGCAACAGCUUAUAUCACCUCCACAAUGAACGGGACAUUGUGCUCGUCACAACGUGCAAGCAUGGAGACAGCUGGAAGGAACACAAGGAUGAACGCUGCGACCAUGACAAUGCAGAAUAUGACAGAUACGACUACGAGGUUUUGUUGCGCAACUCGACGUUCUGUCUGGUGCCGAGGGGUCGUCGCCUGGGUUCCUUUCGGUUUCUGGAGGUCCUGCAGGCGGGGUGCAUCCCUGUGUUGCUGGCCAACGGGUGGGUGCUGCCCUUCAGCGAAGUCAUAGACUGGAGUGACUGUACCAUCAACGCCGACGAAAGGCUUCUCCUGCAGGUUCCUGAAAUCGUCCGAUCAAUCAACGCCUCUCAGAUGCUCCACAUGAGACAGCAGACUCAGCUCAUGUGGAACCAGUACUUCUCAUCCAUUCAGAAGAUUGUCCAUUCCACUCUGGAGAUCGUAGCCGACCGGAUUCGUCGACACAGGGCGCGUCCUUUGGCGGUGUGGAACUCCAGUCCGGGAGCUUUAGCCAUUAACUAUACCUUUUCAGACUUCUUACCACAUUACCCCUUCUAUUUGACUUCCCUCGGUGCCCCACCAUCCUCCAGGUAUACAGCAGUGAUUUCAGUCAGUCAUGGUGGCAGCGGACCAAUACACACUACUCCAUUAUACAAACUAGUCAAAAAUAUUGCACGGAGCAAAUUUGUCGAAAAGAUUGUUGUAGUAUGGACAAGUAACCAAGCAGCACUCACCGAGAACCGUCUUCCGGGAGGUAGUGUUCCUGUGAAUGUCAUAGUACCAGCUGAUCGCUCGAUAUCUGCUCGUCAUUUUCCUCACUCACAGAUCACCACUGAUGCAGUGUUCUCGCUGGACGAGGAUGUAUCUCUCACUACUGACGAAUUAGAUUUUGCCUUUAUAGUGUGGCGAACAUUCCCUGACCGUAUUGUUGGAUACCCGGCUCGUUCUCAUCAUUGGGACGAUGCAAAGGCGGGCUGGAGUUACACAAGUCGAUGGACAAAUUUUUACUCAUUAGUGCUGACAGGAGCAGCAGUGUACCAUCGAUAUUGGCAACAUGUCUACACUUACCAGUCAGCGUCAGGUCUGCUGUCCACAGUGAAGACAACUAAUAAUUGUGAUGAUAUACUCAUGAAUUUCCUUGUCGCUGCAAUUACUCGUCGUCCACCAAUUAAGCUCACUCAGCGCAAACAUUACAAAGAUAAUGCCUCUGAAGCAAAGUGGAUUUGGACUGAACCUAGUCACUUCCAUCAGCGAAGUGUUUGCCUAAAUACUUUUACUUCUGUGAUGGGCCAUAUGCCACUACGCCAUUCUAACUUACGUCUGGACCCUGUUCUUUUCAAGGACAAAGUCUCUAUGCAGAGAAAGAAAUAUAGACAAAUAGAAAAAAUAGGGAGCUAACGAAAGCUUAUCUUUAGGAUUGUAUAAAUUUUUAUGUAAUGAUUUUUAGGCUGCAGUGUAAUGAAGGACUUAUCUUAGUAAAUGCAAGUCCAUACAUUUUACUGAAAUUACUCAUAUUUUAAUUUAAUUGUUAUCAUAAUCUUGAAAAAGCUGUGCCAUUAGAGUGACUUGCAUUAUCCAAGAUAUGCAUCUAGAAUUUUUUUUUAAUUAAACAUUGGUAUCUGGGUAAAGUGGGACUUCUUUUUUACACAAACAUUUUGCUACUUUGUGAAUAUGUAAAGAAAAAUUGUUAAUUUUUUUAAUGUAAAUAAUGUAACUUUUUUUCUUUUGCCACUGUAACCCAGAAAAUCUUUUGCUCUUUAGAAGAGCCAUACUAUAUAGUGGUGAUGCAAAAUCAGUCAUCUUUUUUUGGGUGCAGUAGAGCAGGGUUGUUAUGUGAUAUUUUAUGGUGAAGUCAACCAUAUGUAGCAUAUCCCGGUUUUAUUUUUAUAUCAUUAUAGUACAGUUGCCAUAUAAAUGAAACAAUGGCAAGGGGAAAGAAUUUUCACAAGAAACAAUUCUCUACCAGUGAAUUAUGAUGUGCAGCUUGAAAAAGUUUGCUCAUUUAAAAAGCCUUAGUAUUAUGUAAAGAGAGAAAUUCAGACUUUACAUAAUUGCUUGUCGGGUAUAAUUUAGUAGAAACAAUUUCUCGAGGAUUAGUUUAACAUAUUAUAUUAUUUAAUUUGAUGUUUAUACAAAACACACACAGUUUGUUCACAGCAUGAUUUUCCGUCGCCAAGGACACUCUUGUCUACUGCAUCAAAUGAAGUUGAUAUUUUUGUAUACUACUGGUGUAAGUGCAUUCAAUGUUUGAAUGCAGUUUUUCCAAGGAACAAGACUUGGAAGUGUUAGGAUAUAUAGAAACAUAUCAUGAAUGUGAUGUAACUCUUCAUGGUUGACUCUGAUCAUGCUGCCCAGGCAAUGGAGACAAGGUUGAUCACCCUAAAUCAAUAAGAAUUCUUUAAGAUUUUUUAUCAUAUUUUCUAUGGUUGGGAGUACUAAUAGCACAGAGUAAAAUUUUAUGUUAAAUAGUUUUCUUGUGUAUGCAUACAUAUGUGAAAAAUUUUAAACUGAGUAUAGGUUCAGCAUGUCUCUACUUAAUGUUAACUGCCAUAAAACAGUUGGGAUUUUUGGACAGUGAGAAAGCAAAUGCAACCACAUUGAAGUGAAACUGAAAUGACACAUCUAUAGAGCAAUAACUUUUUCUCUUUUUUAUAGCAGUAUUGUUUUCAUGUAUAAGGAUUUGUUUUCUUUUGUUUACAUCCAGUUAGUUGUGACUGGAAAGUUCUAUGAUUCCUGGCUGGAAUUUAGUGGGAAGAUCAUAUUACAAAUAAGAAGGUUAUAGAGAUGUAUAGUGUCCAACAGCUGGAGAUCUCCAAGAUUGACCUGGUUUGAGACAAAGGGGGAGCAGUAGUUAAUGAACAGUAGUAGUAGAUUUUGAAGUAGCAGGAUAAAUAUCAGCAAAGCAGCCCUAGAAAUUUGUGGGAAAAGGACAUAAACAAAGACCUAAUUGCAAUGGAAAUUUAAGACAAAGUAUAAAAAGCAGUGAAGAGAACCUUUUUCAUCGUCUAACCCUAUACUUGGAUAAACUUAUGCAAGAAUGUGUUAGGAAAAAAAAUAAGUAGUAUUAAUUUAUCAGCCAAGUUAUUUAUCCUUCACCUAAUUUAUAUAUUAUUUGCUUACAGGGACAUUUUUUGACUCUGGAAUCAUAUAACAAUAUUAUUACCGCAUAGAGAAAAACUGUGUUUCUGUCUUGUUCAAAAAUCUCACUACACACCGUAUAUUUCUAGUACAUUAAAUUAUGUAUACAGGAGGUUUACCUCUGUUCAGUGUUUCAAGUACGUACAAACAUUGGACAAAUUUCAUGUAAUUAGUCUUGUAAUGAAGCUCACGAGCAUUAUCAUAUAUAUAAUAAUAAUACAUAAUAAUAAUUCACAUUAUAUGCAGUGAAACCCAACUGCACUAUAGUAUUUGGAUUCCUGGAGACUAAACCAAUUCUGAAACCUCAAACACAUAACAAAAUGGCUUUCCAUUUCAAUUUCAGUUCUUUGUAUUGUUGUGUUGGUUAACUGUAAAAAAAUACUUGUCAUUAACAUUAAGUUCCACCAGUACUCACUAUAAUACACUACUAACACUGUUUUAUUAAAACACAAUAUCCAUUUCAAAUCCAACAACUCAAUAACUUCAGCUUGGGAGUGAACAGUCACAUUUUCUGAACAAUCAUCUACUGGAUAAUAAGAUUCUGCUGAAUAUUACCCCAGCUUCCAGGAAUCGUAUGACUAAACACAAACAAUUAAACCCCUUAGAAGAUGGUUUCCUUUUAAAAUGUGGAAUUUGAUUGUCAUUUCAGUUUUAAUUUCAGAUUCUGUCAUACAGGUCAGUUAGCUGGUUAUAAAAAGUAUUUUAACCUGACCUCUUCAGCUGAAAAUCAUAGUUCUGAUGAGUGUUUUAUAUAUUUAUAUAGUAUAAUUUGAGCCUUAGCAUUUCUUUUGUACUGUCCUGGCAUAAUUUUUAGUAGAGCCCAUGCGACUUGGAAGCACAUGUAUGUGCACACACAUUAUUUACAAUUUCAAACUUGAGUUUUGGUCAACUUUCUUAGUAAGUUACCCAUGAUCAUCUUUUUUGAAGUUUGUUUUUUGCCAACAUAAUAGUGUCAAAGUUCGUUCUUAACAUACUCAGUACACAUGCCUAAUUGUAUAAAUAGAGAGACCCCUUUUUUUUAAUUCAAACUAAAAGAAGCUAUACAAAAGUCUGAACUAUACAUCUGAAAAUAAAGUAACACUGAAAAAAUAGUUACCAAUUGUCAGAUUUAAUGAAGAUGAGUGGAUGUUAGAAAAAACAAAAGGUUAAAUAAACUGUAUUACAGGAAUUACAGUACUUAUGAGACUAUUUUUAAUUGGGUUAAAUUUACUGUAUUACAGGAAUUACUGUACUUAUGAGACUUUGGCUAUUUUUAAUUAACUUAUAGGCAGCUACCUAGUGGGUUGAUUUUAAUUUGGCUAAAUUUACUGUAUUACAGGAGUUACAGUACUUAUGAGAUUUAGGCUGCCUAGUAGGUUUUUAAAAACAACAUUCAUGAUAACAAGCAAUGUUUGGAGUCACUGACUGGUAGCCUAGCAAAAUUCUCCCAUUUUCUGGAAGGCCUUUGCGCAGACAGUAGUUUCUCUUGCUCUAAAACAUCUAGUUCAGUGGUUCUCAGCCAGAGAGGAAUUUCAGGUUUUAUUUUUUUUUUAUUUUUUUUUUUUUUUUUUGGGGGGGGGGGGGGUUGAUCACAGACUAGCAGGCUCAAACUGGCUCUAGGACUAUGCAAACUGCAGUGUGUUUGGUCUGCACUACUGAGAGGUCACAGGCUUUUUCUCCACUAGCUUGUGUGUUUUUUUUAGUAUUUUGUUGCAUAUUAUUUGGAAAUGCACUUUUUGAGGCAGAAACUUUUGGAAAGGGGGGGAAUGAUAUUCUGACAUAUGGUGAAAGGGUGCAUGGUCCAAAAAAUAAGAGAACCACUGAUCUUGUUGAUAUCAUGAGGGGAUAUCUUAGUCUCACAUGUGGGAGAAAAUUUAGCCUUCAUACAUGAAUAUGAUCCAAACAUUGGAUUUAAAUGGUAGCUCAAGUGGUAAGACAAAAAAAAAAAAAAAAAUGACGGGCAAAAUUAAAUGCAUAUCCAUUUGGAAAUCAAAGGACAACAGUUGGAAAAAAUUUUGCCAGAUUGGAUGAAUGUCAGAGUAUGGUUUAACGGUAAACAUUCUAGUUAAAUUGGUGAGCUUCUUAUUAAAAAAAACUGCAAAGCACUCUAAAUCUGAUCUAAAAAUAUUCAUCGCAAACCAUCAUCAUUAAGUAACGUGUGACACAGUGAUUAAGGUAAAAACAUUUUAUACUCCAUAAAACUGCUUAAAGUACCAACACACUCGUGCAGCAGAAAGUCAUGUAAUCAGAGGUAUCACUGUUUGAUAUAAAAUUACACACCAUGUAAGCAGUUCUUGUCUGAUUUCCAAAUGUCUACAGCAACCGUCAAAUAUAAGUUCAGUUUCUUUCAGUCAUAAGGAAGAAUAUGAAAACUGUUUUGCUUUGUUAUAACUAAAGACUGAGAUCAUAAAUGACACUAUAAAUUCCAGUUGCUUCUGCAGUGAUAAAUGACACAAUCUCAAAAAUAAUGAAAAUAGGUUACAUUAGUUUGGCUGCUGACAGGAGUGGAGUUGGCUUAAAAAUGUCCUACCAUAUUAUUUCAGAGUAAGUUAUGCAAAUAAAUGCAACACCAUAAUGAUUCCAUUAUUACUAUUUUUUAAUAAAAAAAAUCCCAACAUAAAAUAAAAGAUCAAUUUCAUUACAUAGCUUGAACUUAGAAAAGCAAUACUCUGCCAGAAACCUGCUUCACUGUAAGAUGACUAAUAUGGGAAACUUGAUCAAGAAAUGAAAAGACUUCCACAAAUUUCAUUAAAAUAUGCCAGGAAGAACUGUGGGGGUAGUGACUAAAUAUGUAAAGUUCAGACAUUACAUUAUUUUUUAUUGUAUGAAUAUUGUAUAAAUUACAUGGAAAAACUGAUAUAAAUACAGCACUUCAAUAGAAUAGCUAGGGAUACUUCUGCUACAAAUAAACAAACUUGUUACUUACCAAGCGUCCUAUAAUCCACUUUUAUUGUAUGAUUCACUUUAGUACUUCUGCAUUUAUGGUCCAUCUGUUGUUUUAUGCCACGGAGAAAUAUGUACUUCUGACAUCCAAAUUUUUAGUGUGAAAAAACAUGUGAAUAGUUGUCCCUGUCAUUGUUGACACUAACAUCCUCCAAAGCUAAGCACUUUCUCCUAAAUGAGUCUUGGUCAAGUACACUUGUGGAACACACCGUGCAGCUACAUACUUCAGAAGAAAGCUUCUGCAGAAUAGAAUGCUAAUGUUUGAAGGAAAAAAAAAGGAGAAAAAAAGUAGGUACAAGCCUAAUGAAUAACAUGUGAAUACCUGAAUAGUUGGAAGCUAAAAUAAAUAUUUAAAUAUAUCCUAGCAUAAAAUGUGCCUGAGCAUGCUCUCAAGGUAAGGAAAUUUACCCUGAAGACUUAACAUGAACACGGAACUAAGGCUUUAACACCGACUAAAGAUUUGGGAAUGGAAUAUGCAACUACUGCUAACUUAAAAAUGUGCUACCACAAUAGUAUUCUAUUACUAUAUAACCAACUGUAGCAUUCUUCCAACUAUGCAAAUAGUAUAGGAAAGUAGACAGUUUUGAAUGCUAUCAACCUGACUAUCUAAAGUAUAUAAUUAAAGAUUAUUUUAUAUAGCUGCAUAAAGAAUCAAUAGUGACAUCACACGACCACAGGAAAAGGGGCAAAUUAAACAUUUAUUAGGUAUUUCCAAUCUAUUCUAUUAUAGUUUUAUAAAAAUUAACCAGUGGCCUGGUUAAAUUAAUUUUGAUAAAUACCUUCCAGUCACCCAGCAUAGUUUUAGCACACAUUUGGCCUUCACUAAUAUUUAUAAAAAACUUAUAUAUAGUAUAUCUACUGCUUUUUCAACUAAGUGAAAAGUUAACUUACACGGAACUUUCAGGAAAGUUGGGCGAUUUCAUUUUGGUAAUAAUUACGUAUACUGCUUCCAUUUAUACCAUUUUCAGCAGCAGCAGAAGCUUCUGUUUGGAAAUAACUACUCAUUAGAUUCUCUAUGCAUACAGUAUAUCAUUUCUUGGAACUCUGUCAUGUUACAUAUAUGCCUACCAAAAGAUUUCAGAAAUGUCAGUGGCAUGGAGUACUGAUAUGAUAUAAGAAAGAUUAUAACAUCUACUUUGUGUAGUAUGACUCCCAACCUAUCAUAAGUUAGUUCCUAUUAUUUAAAAAAUAAAAAUUAAAUUGAUAUGCUUAGAUAAGGAAAUUUUACACUGGACAGAGUUUGGUUAAUUUUUUAAGACUACAUAUUUUAUAGAAUACUAUAAUGUCCUUGCAAUGCCUAAUGAAGAAGUACCUCAUCUAAAGGAACUACAUUUUGAAUAGUUAAUUUUCCCUGUGCUUUUUUUGUGAACUGUACAAUAAUUGUAAGGUUAUCUUCUUUCAAUACUCUUUAUCAGUUUUUCAUUUCACACAGUUCUUACAAGUCUGAAUUAUUUUAAGUACAUUGCAAUGGGUAACAAAAAUAUUUUACUUACCAUACAUUUUAUAAACUGAUAAUUCCUAUCUUUAAUGCUCUCUAAUUCAACUAUUCUCUAAAUAGAUAAUCACCAAGUCUCCUGUAAAGGGAAGUCUCAAAGAGCAUAAUAUAUGAGGAUUUUCAUAAAGAAAGUAACCCUCACAAUGAACUACGUGGAGUCUCGAGUAGAGCUGUUCAUUGUUUGCAACCUCAAGACUGUACUCAAAUAAGUAUUUAACAGCUCAUGUCUUUUACAAUUUAUCCUAUUGAACGUGAGUACGGUAUGGUAUUUUGCAAAUACACAAAACAAUUAUCUGCCAUAUAUUCCAUAAUCUCACUGUUGCCUCAAUGUGAAUGUUGAGUUUCCUUUAUAACACUGUCACAUUUAUGUACUACAAUACAGUAUCAGGAAAUGUUUCAAGUACUUCAUAUGAAACACACAAAGUAUGGUAAAUACAAAUACUCAUGAUCUAUGAGUUGUAGUUGGUGCUUUCAUGUACCCAAGCCAGUUUCAAUAUUGUAUGUUGUAAGUGCACACUUAUGAGGUAUUUAAUUGCAUAAGUGUGAAAGGGAUGGUUUUGAAUGUUGUAUCAAAUGCAUUUUAUUUUUGUAUUGAUUAAAGGUAAAACAGACUUCCUCCUAAUAAAGCUACUAAAGUAUUCAUGCCAUUCCUUGAUGUCUGUCUGUCUGCUUCUGGAGUAACUGUAGUUCUUAAUGUGCCCCUUGUUUUGUAAUUGUAUGUUCCUGUAUGCCUGAAAUUGUACUCAAGAUAAUUAAUUGGGAGAUGAGAUUGAAUCUUUGAGUCAUUAAAGAUGUACUCAAUACAGUGGAAAUUUUUCAAAUGAAUAUGAAAACAAAAAUGUUGAAAGAUUUACAACCCUUUCAUUGUAAACUUCCACUCCAUAUUGUGGGUUAUAUAAAGCUGCAAUUGUAGAAUGCUACAUCCUGCCUUUUUACUGCAGUCCUUCCAAACAGUAUUUUCCAUUAUGUCAGUGAGCAAUUUUUUUUUCUUUCUGGGGUUUGGGGAUAAAAAGCUACAACAUAAUUGUGAUGAGGGAAUAGAAAUGGGGAGUAGCUUUGAAUAUUACUAAACGAGGUAUGAUUUCAUGAAAAACUGCCUUUCUUUUGAGUGCCAAAAGCUCACAAUUAUGAGUUUGUGUCCUGCAGCACAUAACUACUGUAUACUUUGAUAUUUUUUGUAUUUUUGUUUAUAAAACUUUCUUAUAUAGCCUUAUUGCACAGUGAAAGGGUUAAUUAAGAAGUCAAAAUGUUGAGUUAAAAACUGUCCUUGUAUAUUAAGCUUAACUGAUGUUUCAAUUGUCAGGUAGACAUGGUAAAUGUGAAAUCUUGGAAAAUGACAACAUUGUAGCAUGCAGCUGGGUGAAAGGUGAUGAGUGAAAUGUGCAUGCUUCUUCACUUUAUUGUGGCCUCUAUAACAUGAAAAGAGUUGUAAAUAUCAUUUGAGAAAAGUUAAAGAAUUUUUUCAAAAUCAAAUGUAAAAAUAACAAUGAAAAAAUUGUUUUAUU
Molecule: messenger RNA, 10427 nt
Organism: Macrobrachium nipponense
Lineage: Eukaryota; Metazoa; Arthropoda; Malacostraca; Decapoda; Palaemonidae
Gene: ttv
Product: exostosin-1-like
Exons: 8
Coding region: 582-2765 (727 amino acids)
Cellular component (GO): membrane
Molecular function (GO): glycosyltransferase activity
Source: RefSeq, a predicted model, not a curated record